AUGGAGGCCCUUCGUGCCGACGAAAUAGUGGGUGCUCACGCCAAGCACCUUCACCUCAGGAUGGAGCUCGGCGCUGCUGAGAUGAUGCUGGAGCAGGAGCUGGAGAAGAUGACCACCGAAGAGCUCAAGCGCAUCAUCGAGGAAGGCGACCUGGAGUGGAACGAGGGCGUGUGUACGGAUGAGGUGGACCACGAACACAACAACAACACCAACGGCGGCGGCGACCACGCUCUGCUUUCGUCGCAUGCCGACGUCGAGAUGAGGGGACAGACGAGCGGCGGCGCGUCAUGGCCGGUGGUGGCGGGCGAAGAGAGCGAAGCCAAGUUGAAGCGAGAGACGGCGCGGGACAUCGUGUAUUUUGUGCAGACGCAGGGCUUCGAGGGCAUCGCCGAGGAGGAGUGGGACAGCGACGAACUCGACGAGAUCGAGGAGCUCAAGAAGGAGAUCGACCGCAUCCAAGAGGAACUUAAAUUCCAGAGGGAGUUGAAGGAGUUCGAGCGGAGGCUGUGCACGAUGUCAAACUACGAGCUGAAGGUGCUGGUGAGUCGCAUGGAGGAGAAGCAGAUGGAUCGAUACCGCCGGCGCCGAGGCGGCGGCGGUGGCCACAGCACCCGGGAGCGCAGCUACACCGCCUCCAACGAUGGGCAAUACCCCGACACGUCGCACAUAGCGGUUCCCCCGGGGCUCCUCGACGAUGACCGCGAGGGCCGCUUCUUCGACGAGAUGUGCGGCACGCUCAGGGCCAUGCUCCACAAGGCCCUCGCCGAUCGCGACGCUCAGAACGGCGACGAUGGCGACGACGACGAAGUGGAGCACGAGCGGGAGGUCGACGAUGACGACGAUGACGAUGAAAACGACAAAGACGGCAGCUCGGACGGCACGAAGCGGUCCAAGAAGGAGAGGCGAAAGAAGAAGAAGAAGAAGACAAAGAAGAAGAUCGGGAGCCUGCUCAACAUUCUUUCGUCGAAGGGCCGGCAAGACGGCAAGCGCAAGGCCAAGGAGGCCGGCGACGACGACGUGGCCGACGGCCCCAAGUCCGACGAGGUCAGCGACGCCGGCGAGCAGCAGGUCGCGACGAGCCGCGGCAGCCGGAUCGCCGGGCUCGGCAAGAAGCAGAAGAAAGGCGGGAGCGUCAGCAAGCGGGAGAAGAAGGAGCGGAAGAAGGCCGCCAAGGGCAGCAAGCGGAAGCAGCGCAAGGAGGCCCGGGGCGAGUCGAGCGAUGACGACGGCAGCGGCAGCGGCAGCGGCAGCGGAAGGAAGGGAAGCGCCAACAAGAAGAUCGCGUCGAUGCUGCCCUUCCCGCUGUCGCUCUCCCGGUCCAAGCUGCCGGCCGACCUCGACCAGGCGGGCAUCAUCGCCCGGCCCGCCAUCUUCGACGACUCCCUCUUCGAGGGCUGGCUCUACCGCCGCAAGGAGAAGGGCAUGCGCAAGACCUGGCAGAAGAGGUGGGGAGUGAUCCUCCGGGGCCGAUUCAUGCUGUACGACGACAAGCAGAAGGAGAAGCUGGAGGAGUGGGACCUCAUGUUCGUCAAGGCGCAGCCGGGCGUGGCCAAGAUGAAGCGCAAGGACUCCCGGGCGAAGGAGGCGAGCCCGGGCGGCGACAACGCCACCGCCCCGGGGGGCCGCACCGCUAAGCGCCCGCGCUCGGCAUCGCUCUCGUCAUCGCUCUCCGCCUCGACGCCGUCCUCCGCCCACUCCUCGCCCUACCCGCCGCAGCGCCAGAACAGCAUCGCCGGGCUCAGCGCCACCACGCCCUCGCCCCCGUCCUCCGGCCGCACCUCCCCGCGCGGCAACUCGCCCUACUCGUCAUCGUCGUCGGUGGUGAUGGGCACCACGUCGCCCUCGCCCGCAGCGCACCCGGCAACGUCGCCCGCGCGCACGCUGUCGGCCACGUCAGGCGGCUCAUCGGGCUCGUUCCACUUCUUCGAGCUCAUGACCCGCGAGGAGACCGUGCGGUUCCUGUCGCCGUCGGAGCGCGACAACGAGGAGUGGGUGGAGAUCAUCAACCGCGAGCGCGACACGCUGGUGACGUGCAUGCUCCUGGCGGGCGACGACUCGGACUCGGCCGCCGCUAGCGGUGACAAGGCCGGGCACGGCGACGGGGCCGACACCACCACGGCCGAUGCGGUCGACAAGGACGGCAAGCUGGGCAUCACCGAGAGCCGCCGCCUGCUGCGCGAGAUCAUCGAGGCCGAGCUGCAGCUCCCGGAGGAGGGCGAGCAGGAGGAGGACUCCGAGAGCACCACCAGCGACGACACCGCAGCCAAGGAGGAGAGGCCGGCGGCCGGCGACGUCGAAGCCGAGGUCUCGGCCAAGGGCAAAGAGGCCGAGACGAGCGCUGGCCCUGUCGACAACAAUGAGGACGAGGAGGGAGAGGGGCUCGAGUCCAAGGGAAGCACGAAAACGAAAAAGAAGGACAAGAAGAAGGGAAGCGAAGCGAAGCGGAAGAGCCGUAGCGCCAGCGACGCGAAGGACGAGAAGAAAGACCGAACCCUGCGGUGGUCGUCCAACCUCUACUGCGCCGACUGCGGCGAACCCCAACCCGAGUGGGCGUCGAUCAACUACGGCAUCUUCAUCUGCCUGGCCUGCUCGGGCAUCCACAGGAGCCUCGGCGUCCGAUCGGUGGUGCUGGACCGAUGGCGGCUGGAGGACGUGGAGCUCAUCCGCUCGGUGGGCAACCGCAAGUUCAACCAGCAGUGGCAGCAGCGGGUGGAGCGAAUCCUGGAGGGACCCUACGGCGAGGAGUUCCGGGCUCACUUUGCCUCGGCCGCCGAGCACCAAUACUGCCACCUCGGACCCGAUGCCUCUCCGGAACUGCGACGAAAGUACUUGCGGAUCAAGUAUGCGGGAGACCUGGCGUCCGUGUUGGGCGUGCCCAGACAGUGUACGAUAAUCAUCGCCCCCCGAAAGGAGGACACCACCGACGUCGCGUGA
Molecule: messenger RNA, 2934 nt
Organism: Acanthamoeba castellanii str. Neff
Lineage: Eukaryota; Discosea; Longamoebia; Acanthamoebidae
Product: GTPase activating protein
Exons: 7
Coding region: 1-2934 (977 amino acids)
Molecular function (GO): GTPase activator activity
Source: RefSeq, a predicted model, not a curated record